Molecule: messenger RNA, 2883 nt
Organism: Syngnathus typhle (broad-nosed pipefish)
Lineage: Eukaryota; Metazoa; Chordata; Actinopteri; Syngnathiformes; Syngnathidae
Gene: coq10a
Product: coenzyme Q10A
Exons: 5
Coding region: 408-1157 (249 amino acids)
Biological process (GO): cellular respiration; ubiquinone biosynthetic process
Cellular component (GO): mitochondrion
Molecular function (GO): ubiquinone binding
Source: RefSeq, a predicted model, not a curated record
UCUGUCAGCCGCUUUGAGCUGACCAGCAGAACAAGCAAUUUGUCCCACCGGCGUUUUAGUGAUCAGCAGAAGGUCGUCGGGAACUGGCAAGCCGGUAUUCGGCAACAAACAGAACAUACCUGCCAAGUCUGCCGUAGUUUAUGACCAGUGACGAUGUGACAGCGCGAGUGAUGUUUUCGCUUUUUUGUUGCGGAAAUUCAGACUAUUACGAUUCCUCGCUAGCUGGCUAACGUUAGCUUGCGCUUAGCUAGCAUCACUUGUGAUCGUUACGUCGCCGGCUUGUCAUCGAAUGCUUUUUCUGUGAGCGACACGUCUUACCUCUGCACGGACCGAAAAGCGCUUUUUUUCCGAUCGCUUCAGUCAGCUCCAUCCCUGUUUACUCAUCUUGACACCGUGUGGCUGUCUGGAUGGCAGCCGCGACCACAGCCCGGAGGUUGCCCAUGGGUGUGCGGACUUUUAGCGACUAUCUUCAGCUUGCCAUCGUGGGCUCGCCCCGGUCUUGUCGCCCAUCGGUGCCCCGAAUGUGCACGCGACAAAAUAUCAGACAUUUGUCCUCAUGCGGCAUUUUGAUGACAAGAUCUCCCAGAGUGCUUUGCCUCCACGACUGGGAAGCAAUGGCGAGUGUUCCCCAGAGCAGGAACUUCAUCAGCCUUACCAAUAAAAGAAAGGAGUACUCGGAACGCAGGAUACUUGGGUACUCCAUGCUGGAGAUGUACGAUGUGGUUGCCAACGUCGACGACUACAAGCUGUUCGUUCCGUGGUGCAAGAAGUCUCUGACGGUGGCCAAGCGGGCGGGCCACUGCAAGGCCCAGCUGGAGGUGGGCUUCCCGCCUGUCAUCGAGCGCUACACGUCCAUGAUCAGCUUCGUGCGGCCUCACCUGGUCAAGGCCGUGUGCACGGACGGAAAGCUGUUCAACCACCUGGAGACCAUUUGGCGUUUCAGUCCUGGCAUUCCCGGUUACCCUCGCACCUGCACUGUUGACUUUUCCAUAUCCUUCGAGUUUCGCUCCCUGCUGCACUCGCAGCUGGCCGCCAUGUUCUUCGACGAGGUGGUCAAGCAGAACGUGGCUGCUUUUGAGCGUCGUGCCUGCAAAAUCUAUGGCCCAGAGACUCGUAUCCCACGAGAGCUCAUGUUCCACGAGAUCCACCAGACGUGAUGUCCGGCCGUAAAACACCCAAACUGCAUGAAGCUGCUGCUUAGUCUCCCCCCCUACUCCCAGCCUACCCCCCCUACCUCUCUUGAGGGACAUUGUCCAGCAAGUUCAUGUACAAAACAACAAAUACAUCAUCAAACAAUACGCUUUUAUUUAAAAAAAUAUAUAUAUUUUUAAGACAACCAAUCCUGAGUUUAUUUCUGAAGGGGAGGAAGUCCAAUGUUUCACUGUGAGCUUCAGUUCAAACAUAUUCCUUCACGUUGAUUUGUUUUGAUACACUACUCACAAAAAGUUUGGAUGUUAGCUGAAAUAUCAGGAUGAAUCUUGAAUGUUGCCAAACUUACAGGUGAAUCUAAUUCAAACUUCUCACAAUUUUUGAAAGCACAUAUGUAUUCAACUGUUUAGUGUCUCAGCACUUUUUCCUACAACUUGCUGUUCUCUAAGAAGGAGCCACAUUCACAGCAGGUGUUUUUUUUAAUGACUCUUCCAGUUAAUCUUUCAUGAUAUUUUAGGCUCAUCCUGAAAAUUCUCCAGUAUCCCAUUUUUUGUGAGUCGUCUGCUUUGCUUCAUAAGUGUGCUUGGUGCUAAACACUUCAUAUAUAAGUGUUUUUUUUUUUUAAAGGGGGAGCGGAUAAAAUGUGCCAUUUUUGGAACAGUGAGAAAGUGUUAACAGGUUUGAGUAAAGGGACAAAGAAGUUUUCUUUCUGCACUUUGAACUUGCUUGCUGUCAUGUGUGACAUUUGCAUACGUGUGCACAGAUUUGGAAGCCUAGUGGUGAACCACCUCAUGCCAGUGCUUUAGCUUUUCUUUUAUCAUCUCAGGAGAAGUAUAUGGGCAGCUGCAUCACAUCUGCUCAGUUACACACUGUUUUUUUUUUUUAAUCUGAAGAUAAUUUAAAAUGCAGGAAUACAGCUAUCUUAUUUUUUAAAAAAAAACUUAAUUCCAGUUUUUAAAUAAAUUCAAGUGUUUUAGACAUAUAAAAGGUCAUUUUUGUUUUUAAAGUUUCAUUUAAAAAAGAUAUAAAUCUGUACAAUUGUAAAAAAAGACAAAAAAACAGGUGAAUUCAAAUUACUUUUCUGAUUAAAACCUGUUCACAUUUUUCAGCUUUCCCAACCUUUUCUUUUUUGUGUUCAAAUAAAAAGAUAAGUCAAUUUGCAGUUAUUCAUCUGUUGUAGUCCAAAUUGGUCUCAAAGUGCUCAUACUUUUAUUAACUUUUCCUUGAAAAUGGGUAAAAGCCGAACCACAAAUAUCCGGGGGUCCACUUUAUACUCAAGUUCAAUCAACAUUUCAGAGCUUCAAUGUUACAUGGCAAAUGAAAGCAUGAGAGGAAUGCCCUUUAGCCUGCAGCGUUCACACUAACAUUGUUGGCCUAGGAACUUAAACUUGUCGUUUGUUUGCACAUGUAUGCAAGGCUGCAACUUGUGUUUGUGCGCUGCACACUCAUUGAUUGUAAGACAUACAAAAGAUUAUUGUAUCUAUUUUCAACUUCCUGGCCCGUGCUUUGAUGUGGCAACUUGAACCAAUUGACAAAAUAAGUGUCGCUUUGCUACAUGGGUGAUCUCAUGUUGUUGAGCUUUUUUUAAUCUGCGGGGGAGAACCCUCGUGAGGCAGGGAAAUAUUUAAACUUUCAAGCACCUGUGCGUUAUUGUGAUGUCCCUAUGUUGUAGAAAGGAUGAAGUGUACUUUUGGAGGCAAGACUGUAUAUAAAUAAAGUUCCUUAUUUUCAGUG